This is a messenger RNA of Pelobates fuscus (common spadefoot toad), 2752 nucleotides long. It is a transcript of the gene EPN3, whose product is annotated as epsin 3. The record is from RefSeq and is a predicted model, not a curated record. The coding region runs from base 564 to 2279 and encodes 571 amino acids. Lineage: Eukaryota; Metazoa; Chordata; Amphibia; Anura; Pelobatidae. Gene Ontology annotation, cellular component: clathrin vesicle coat; endosome; plasma membrane. Gene Ontology annotation, biological process: endocytosis. The transcript is spliced from 9 exons. Gene Ontology annotation, molecular function: clathrin binding; phospholipid binding.
UGGAAAAGGCACAAACUGACUGAUAUACAUAUUAAAAGCAGGAAGGUACAAUAUAGAUAAGAUGGUAAUAUGUAAAAGAAGGACAUAAUCAGGACACACAAAUGGGCGAGAGAGUAGAACCUUUGGUGAAACAGGAAAAGUAGUCUCAGAAGAAUUGUACGCUUCUAAAGCUAAAAUAAAUUUCAUCCUUGAUUUUCUAACAGUUCUACAUGAGCAUAUGAUCUAUUGCACAAGGCGUAUAAUUUAGAGAGCAGCAUAUUAACAUGCCGUAGCAUUAUUUACAGUCAUAUAUAUAUUUAUAGAAGUCAAUAUACCAGAAAGUCGAGUUGUUUUAGCAGACAUACCUACGGAGCAUAUUUCUCAACAAGCCAGCCUCUGGACGAGUGCUACGGAUUUUUAAAGCAGGAAAUAUUCUUUCUUGUUGACGGAAGGAUCCCCGAGUGGCAGGAGCAACUCUUAUCCAAAAUUAAGUUUUGAAUAAUACAAAGAAGAACUUCAUCUCCAGAUAAGAACUCCAGUCCACAUUUGAUCUAGUGUUAUUGUUAAUAUCGGCAAGCUUCAUCAUGGCAACUUCAUCUAUCCGCCGACAAAUGAAAAACAUGGUCCAUAAUUACACCGAAGCUGAGGUUAAGGUACGAGAGGCUACUUCAAAUGAUCCAUGGGGUCCUUCUACUACUCUAAUGUAUCAGGUAGCUCAAAUGACCUACAAUACAGAAACUUUUUCUGAAGUAAUGAUGAUGGUCUGGAGAAGACUAAACGAUAGUGGGAAAAAAUGGCGCCAUGUGUACAAAGCAUUGACACUACUGGACUAUCUAAUCAAAAAUGGAUCAAACAAGGUGUAUCAGGAGUGUCAGGAGAAUCUCAUAAUGGUGCAGACACUGAAAGAUUUUCAGUUCUUGGACCGCGAUGGGAAAGACCAGGGAAUUAACAUACGAGAGAAAGCAAAACAGAUUGUAUCACUUUUAAAAGAUGAAGAAAGGUUAAAACAGGAGAGACUUCAAGCACAGAACACAACUAGAAGAAUGUCCCAAAGCCUUUCAGCAAUCAGCAGCAACAAAAAGCUCCCCUGCAACCAAGCUCACUACAACUCUUCACCAAGGCUUCAGUCUGAUCUUGAGCAAGCAAGACCACAAAGCAGUGGGGAAGAGGAGUUGCAACUACAGCUUGCCAUAGCUAUGAGCAAAGAGGAGUCCGAAAAGCAAGUAAUUCCUUCAGCCCCUGAUGCAAAUGAAGAAAUGCAAUUGCAAACAGCCUUGAAUUGGAGCAAAGAAGAAUAUGAAAAGGAGAUGAGAGCAUCUAAAACUGAAAAUACACUGUUUGAAGAUCCUUCAAAUCCCAACAACUCCUCCGUGGUACAAAAGGAUCAAGAUGCCUUGAAGAAAAGUCAGACCCCUCUCGUGGACCUUUUUGAUUUAUUUGACACACCUCAGUCAUUAAACACUGCUAAUGUGCAUGGUGACAUGUUUCUGAAUACGGACCCGAUAUUGUCAUCUGGAUCUUUGUUUCCACCUACAGAAAAAACAAAUUGCAAUACUACUGCAAAUCCGUGGGAUCUAAACACAAAUACCAGCAAGCUUAAAGAAGAUUAUAUGAGCCAAAGCAUUGUAUUUGGCAGUGAUAGCACAUCGACUAUGAAGGAGCAGCAGGUCACAAGUAAUUCAUGUAUGGAAUUAUGGGACCAUACGAUAAGUGACCAACACAUCUUUGAAAAUUCCAGCAACAAGAUAGGUUUGCAUAAUCAAGACAUUAUAGAAGAUCAAAUCACUGAUUCCCCAAAGAAACUUAAUUCUCAAACUCCUUCAUCAUUUCUUAGCCCUGAAGCUCUAUCACUGGUUAAUUUAGAUAGUCUUGUUACAGGAAGCAGUGUAAAGAACAAAAACCCAUUUUUCUCUGGAACGAGCGCACCAUCAUCAAUAAACCCAUUCCAACACAUGGAUCAAAAACCAUCUCUUAACCAAGUGAGGGCCAUUUCUCCUGCUCCAGGCUUGACAGCAAUUCCUUUCACACCAAUGUCGAAUGUCCAUCCAAUGUCAGCAAUGUCUGCUGAAACUAUACUUAAUAUGAAAUCAAUCUCUUCAAGUUCCUUCUUCAUGCCAUCUGUCAAUCAACCAUUGAUACAUUUUCAAAGCUCUUCCACCUCUCUAGGCCAUCAUUCUUUUGGAAACUUCCCAAACAAUCAGUCGUUAAUUCUAAAUCCAGUUCCUACAAUGCUCCCUCAAGGAGUAGCAUCUCAUACUAGCUUUGCCAGUCACCAGGAUGAGAACAAUCCUUUUCUUUAAUUAUGGGCUAAGAUAAUCACAAGCCCAACAUUUCUUCUAUACAUUUACUUUUGGCUGACAAGACCUUUUUUUUGUUUUUUGGCAUACAUCAUGUAAAAAACAGAGACAAUCAUGAUAAAUCUGUGUAAUUCGUACCUCCCAACAUUUCAAAUGAACAAAGAGGGACACUUUAAUUUUAGUUGUGUGAGUGGGAUUACUUAUUAAUAACAAAUAAUGCAACUUCAAUUGAAUUUAGAACUAGAACAACAUAUCUUUUUUGCACAGACUUAUUUCUAAACAUAUUUAUUGCAGUUUGAAGACACAUAGCCGUAUUGUUGCUGUGAAGCUCUGUUAUACGCCAAGACACACUAACAAUAUGGAGCUCAAAGAAAAAGGGUCAUUAGGAUAAAAGAGGCAUUUGGGCCUAACAUAGGAAUAGUCCCUCCUAAAUAGGGGCACAUGGGAGGCAUGGAAAUUGGUAGUCUUUGUGCUAG